CCUUCUUUAACAUGGAAAUUCGCAAAUUGUCAUCAAUUAGGCACAAAACUGGAACAGGAACAGUGAAUUCACAGUAGAACCUAGACUCCCUACGUGGCACAAUCCCAGUGGCCCAGUUAACGCUAGGAGUGUAUCCAGCCAUUGAUUCAAUUUCACUGUGAAAAUUAAAUACAGAACUCUGAGCGUGAGGGUCCCUCUCUUCCAUACGGAUAAGUGGGGCUCUCACCAUUGUUAGGGUUUGUUUCUCUCUGCGUUCUUUGCUGUCCCAAUUAUUUAUUUAUUUUUUCACAUUCACAAUUUUUUUAAUUACGAAAACCCCUAUUCCAAUUCUGAAUUAGUCUCUCUAAUCCUUCGCAGCGCCAGAAAGCUUCAAACCACAGUCAACGUUUCAAAACUCCGCUUCGCUGUUCUUCUCUACCCCUGCAAAACCCACUGAAUGGAAGCGAAUCCCACCCACGACGGGGAUGACACCUCGGAGACGCCACCGCCGCCCAUGGUGGACCCGUCCCCAUCUCCGCCGCCUCAAAUGAAAGAAGAGGUGAUGGACGCGGAGCAAGGCGGUGACACAUCUCUUCCGAUGACCGUUGUUCCGGCGCAUUUGCCGGUGUCGACGGCGGCGGCGAAGAGGCCGUCGAAGGAUCGGCACACGAAGGUGGAGGGUCGUGGCCGGAGAAUCAGGAUGCCGGCGACAUGCGCGGCGAGGAUCUUCCAGCUGACGCGGGAACUGGGACACAAGUCCGACGGGGAAACAAUCCGGUGGUUGCUGGAGCACGCUGAGCCGGCAAUCAUCGAGGCCACCGGCACCGGCACCAUCCCGGCGAUCGCGGUCUCGGUCGGCGGCACCCUCAAGAUUCCGACAUCCUCGGCAGCAAGACCCGAGGGAGAAGUUGACACUCCGAAAAAGCGAAGGAGGAGAGCAUCAAACAGCGAAUUCAUCGACGUGAACGAAAACCAGGUUUCUGUCUCUUCAGGGCUGGCACCAAUCGCGCAAAGCGCGUAUGGAAGUGGUGUUGGUGGUGGACUUGUUCCUCUGUGGCAUGGUAACGCUGCUGCUUCGGGGCCUUUCUUCAUGUUUCCGAACGCUUCAAACCCGCCUCAGUAUUGGGCCAUUCCGGCGACAGCGGCCCCGUUUUUCAACGUCCAGGCCCGGCCCAUUUCGGGGUUCGUUUCCGCCUUGCAGAUGCAGCAUGACAACCACCACUCUUUAAACGGUGCAGCCUCGGAUUCCGUUAACUCUUCUUCCACUGUGGGUUCUACUAUGAGCACGGUGACUGUUACUACCAGUUCUGGCUCUGGUUCUGCUUCUGGUUCUUCCGCUGCUACAACCACUCAAAUGCUCAGGGAUUUCUCUUUGGAAAUUUAUGACAAGAAAGAGCUUCAAUUUUUGGGUCAACCACCACCCUCUUCAAAGCCUUGAACUUGAAUACAAAAUCAAAAUAGUACUAGUAUCUAGUUUUUUUUUUUUUUUCUUUCAAUUUUAGCUUUAGACAUUUUGUUUGUUUUUGCCUUUUUGGUUAAUGGUUAGGAUUUAUUUAUUUAGGGACAAAUUUUAUUAUUUUAAUUGAAGCCUUUUAAGGGUGUUCAUUUUCAUCUUAUUUUUUUUUAAUGGGGUGUUAUUGGGAAAGCACUAGCGGGUGGGGUCUUAUCCGACGCGUGCGUUGGCACGUGGGAAGUGGUGAGAAGGGUUGAGGAAUAUGGAGGAUAGCGUUGUGGUGUGGGAUACUGGGAUGGAUGGAGCAGAGUCUGAUAGGUUCUGCGUCAACGAGAGAGAGAGAGAGAGAGAGAGCUGGGGUCACGUGAGGUUGUGCACGUGCUGUAUGGCGGGCCCAAAAGGAUUGGUGGGGAAAGUGAGGUGGUCCGUGGUUCAAGUUGGGCCACGAGAUUUGGUCAUGUGAUUGUUGGGUUUAGGCACGUGUCCCUAUGAUCUUGUGGGCCCGCUCCUCGGUGUAACCAGCCUGGCCCUCUCUACACGUGUCGAUUCUGGAGGCACUUCGUUUCUGGUCCACGCAUGGACCUGUGUUUAACUCAACGCACUGCGGCUUUCUCAAGGUACCCUUUAAUAUUUCUCUUAAUUGAUAUGUAGAUGAAAAUAACUAUAAAAAA
Messenger RNA from Glycine soja, 2103 nucleotides. Its product is annotated as transcription factor TCP19-like. The transcript is spliced from 2 exons. The record is from RefSeq and is a predicted model, not a curated record. Lineage: Eukaryota; Viridiplantae; Streptophyta; Magnoliopsida; Fabales; Fabaceae. Gene Ontology annotation, molecular function: DNA-binding transcription factor activity; sequence-specific DNA binding. Bases 437 to 1417 code for a protein of 326 amino acids. Gene Ontology annotation, cellular component: nucleus.